UUGGUUUUUCCAGUUUGACACCGGUAUGUAAACAAACAAAUCACAAUGUGACCUGAUAUUUGGAAAGGCCAGAUUUCUAGAAAUUAGAAUGAGUAAAUUAGUUUUAAAACGUUUUCAUCUAAAAUUUGUAGGCACUACAUCCAGAAAAUUUUCAUCCUGUGCUGCGCUGGCUGCUGUUAGCAAAGAUGUUAUUGAAAGUUUGGAAAGACUUGCCUUAGUAGAUUUUAGCACAGAAGCUAGUAUUGAAAGGCUUGAAAAGGCUAUUAAGUUUGCGGAUCAGUUGAUGGAAGUAGAUGUUUCAGGUGUUGAGCCAAUUAUUAGUACUGUUUAUGAAAGGAACAAAAAUUUGCGUGAUGAUGUUGUUUUAGAAGCUUCAAAUAGAGAAAAAUUGAUGAAAAUAGCUCCAGUUAAAGAAGAAUUUUAUUAUGUUGCACCACCAGGUGCAUUUUCAAGGAAUCAAGAUGAAAAGUAGAAACCUAUGUUCUGUUCGUGUUUUUUUUUACCAGAUAGUUAUUUAUAGUGUAUCUUCCUUUUUAAAUAAAUAUUUAUAACUUUACAAUUGUUACAAAACUUAC
Messenger RNA from Uloborus diversus, 575 nucleotides. It is a transcript of the gene GatC, whose product is annotated as glutamyl-tRNA(Gln) amidotransferase subunit C, mitochondrial-like. Bases 89 to 472 code for a protein of 127 amino acids. Gene Ontology annotation, biological process: glutaminyl-tRNAGln biosynthesis via transamidation; mitochondrial translation; regulation of translational fidelity. Gene Ontology annotation, cellular component: glutamyl-tRNA(Gln) amidotransferase complex; mitochondrion. The record is from RefSeq and is a predicted model, not a curated record. Gene Ontology annotation, molecular function: glutaminyl-tRNA synthase (glutamine-hydrolyzing) activity. Lineage: Eukaryota; Metazoa; Arthropoda; Arachnida; Araneae; Uloboridae. The transcript has 4 exons.